This is a messenger RNA of Cervus elaphus (red deer), 2918 nucleotides long. It is a transcript of the gene CCR4, whose product is annotated as C-C motif chemokine receptor 4. Gene Ontology annotation, molecular function: C-C chemokine receptor activity. The transcript has 3 exons. The record is from RefSeq and is a predicted model, not a curated record. Gene Ontology annotation, cellular component: membrane. Gene Ontology annotation, biological process: G protein-coupled receptor signaling pathway; inflammatory response; immune response. Lineage: Eukaryota; Metazoa; Chordata; Mammalia; Artiodactyla; Cervidae. Bases 185 to 1264 code for a protein of 359 amino acids.
GGCACUGCCUCGCAGACCUGCCUUGGAGCCGCUUUCAGAAAAGCGAGGGCUUGGAAAAACACGUUUGCUGCUUUAGUGUCAGAUUGGCCCGGGAGUGGCCAGCCACCCAGCCUGGGAGUCCAGGUGUGUUCCAGGUUCUUCUGGUUGGGCUCAGACCUGCCUUGAGGAGCCUGUAAAUCUGAAAAUGAACCCCACGGAUACAGCAGAAACCACCCUGGAUGAAAGCAUCUAUAACAGUUAUUAUCUCUAUGAAAACCUCCCCAAGCCUUGCAACAAGGACGGAAUCAAGGCAUUUGGGGGGCUCUUCCUGCCCCCACUUUACUCCUUGGUCUUCCUCUUCGGUCUGCUUGGAAAUUCUGUGGUGGUCUUGGUCCUGUUCAAGUACAAGCGGCUCAAGUCCAUGACUGAUGUGUACCUGCUCAACCUCGCUAUCUCAGACCUGCUCUUCGUGCUCUCUCUCCCUUUCUGGGGCUACUAUGCUGCAGACCAGUGGGUGUUCGGGCUUGGCCUCUGCAAGCUCAUUUCUUGGAUAUACCUGGUGGGCUUCUACAGUGGCAUCUUCUUCAUCACACUCAUGAGCAUCGAUAGGUACCUGGCCAUCGUGCACGCCGUCUUCUCCCUGAGAGCCAGGACCUUGACUUACGGGGUCAUCACCAGUGUGGCCACGUGGUCAGUGGCUGUGCUCGCCUCCCUCCCAGGCCUCAUGUUCAGCACGUGUUAUACUGAGCGCAACCACACCUACUGCAAAACCAAGUACUCUUUCAACUCCACGAGGUGGAAGGUCCUGAGCUCCCUGGAGAUCAACAUUCUAGGGCUGGUGAUCCCUUUGGGGAUCAUGCUGUUCUGCUACUCCAUGAUCAUUAGGACUUUGCAGCACUGCAAAAAUGAGAAGAGGAACAAGGCAGUGAAGAUGAUCUUUGCCGUGGUGGUCCUCUUCCUGGGUUUCUGGACCCCUUACAAUGUGGUGCUCUUCCUGGAGACCCUGGUGGAGCUGGAGGUCCUUCAGGACUGCGCCUUUGAGCGACACCUGGACUAUGCCAUCCAGACCACAGAGACCCUGGCUUUUGUUCACUGCUGUCUCAAUCCUGUCAUCUACUUCUUCCUGGGGGAGAAAUUUCGCAAGUACAUCGUACAGCUCUUCAAAACCUGCCGGGGCACUUUGGUGCUCUGCCAAUACUGUCGAUUCCUCCCAAUGUACACUGACACCCCCAGCUCAUCUUACACACAGUCCACAGUGGACCAUGAUCUCCGCGAUGCUCUGUAAAAACUGAAAACACAAGAAACAGUUAAUAAGCUUCCCAAGUUGAGAGCUUAUUUAAAAUUGCAUCAAAGUAACAGUUUCCUGAACAAGUACAGGGGAGAAGAAUUACAUCCACUGCAAAAAGCAGGGCUUCUCACCUGGAAGUCACAUUUUCUUCCUGCCAAGCACAAGUUCAGCGUGACCAGAGUUCCCCUGGACCGAGACAUCCUUCCUUGCUGCGCCAGGCUUUCCUGCAGGGAUGAAUGAACCUGAGACAGUCCUGAGCAUGUUUCAGUGAGGAGAGAGAUGAUUUUGGAAAGGGAAGACCAUUCCCUUCCAACCUGAACUCAUGGGAUUCUUUUUUUUUUUUUUCAUGGCAUUCUUUAGAGGGGUUUGUAGAGCAUUGACUGGGGAAUAAAGCGCUAAUUCUUGCUGUGAAAAUGAGGCCUUUAAACUUUUACUAGCUUCUGUGAAACAAUAUAGAAAAACUUCGGCUUACUGUCCCAGUGGUUUCCUAAUCAUAUAUCUGAAGCACGGUGUACUCCAUGAAGCCAGGUGUCUGCAGAAACGAAUAGUAAAGGCAUGAAAUUAGAUCUGGAUUCUUUUAUUGUGAAGGAUUAUUUGUUAAUGAAAGCCAAACUUCCAAUGCUGAGAACAAGUAUAAGCUUAAGAGGGCAUUAGAAUGGUCUGAUUUCUAAACAUGAAAUGCAAGGCAUUAACAAAUCUAAAUGUAACUUGUGGAAAUUCAAACACAGUUUCAUGUGCUUGUGGUGUGUUUUAUUUUCAUUAAUACAUGAGUAUUCAAAUUUAAGAAAUAAUACAUAGGCCCAGAUAUAUUUAUUUGGGGUCCUUUACUCAUUUACAAACAUUUCCUUCAAAACCAAAAAUAACAAGGACUAAUCAAGUAAGACAUAGCUUCCUUAAUCAUUUCAAAGUGCGUGCCAUCAAGUAAGGCAAAAAUAAUCCACUAAAAGUUAAUGCUGAUAUGGCAUAAAAAUGACUUCCAAAAAAUUUGGAAUUGUGAAAAGUGUCAUCUUUUAAAAUAUUGGCCCUGGUUUUUAACUUUUGGAUGAUUCAAGAUUUCAAUCAGUCACUUCUUACAAGUCAUUUUAAUUAUGUAAUUAGUCAUUAAGAGAAAUCUCUGUUCUUACAGCCUUAAUCAGAAUUAAGACUUACAAAGUCUAAGGAUAUCUGUAAUUGCUCCAAAAACAAAACCUAUUUUGCAAACUAUUACCUGAGUUAACCAGUUUAAAAUGCUUCUGUAAAUUUACACAUUAUUGCAUGCUUUCCAUUUAUAAAGAAUGCAUUUCCAAAAAAAUUUAUUUUCAGAAGGUGAUUUUUAACAGAGUAAGUUGAUAUUGCCUUUUUAGAAAUACAAUAAAAGACAAUAAAUAAACCUGUGCAUAGUUUUUCCUGGUUAUGUGUAUGUUUGGUCUCCCACUGGGGAUGAGCAUCUGAGCCGCUAAUGUUCCCAUUGUCUGGCUUGAUCAUCUUUGCUACAUGUUAUAGAAGAGAUCCAUGUUCCCGAGAGGAAGAAUUAAAGGCUUCAGUGUUAAGAUAAUAACCACUUGAGAUGGAGAAAGGAGUCACUACUCAUCGUCACAAAAAUGCCUGGGGAUGAGAGUGGAUGAAGAGUGGGGACAGGAGGGGUUCCUGGGCAGUCCUUACAAAACCCCCA